Molecule: messenger RNA, 1484 nt
Organism: Helianthus annuus (common sunflower)
Lineage: Eukaryota; Viridiplantae; Streptophyta; Magnoliopsida; Asterales; Asteraceae
Exons: 1
Coding region: 85-1296 (403 amino acids)
Source: RefSeq, a predicted model, not a curated record
ACUAAACCCUAGCUAUCCAGUCCACCAUCAAUUUCCACUUUCAAUAUUCCACCACUGAAUCAACAAGGUUUUUAACUUCUUCUUAUGGCUUCAGCUUGCCUGAAUAGAAUCGGAAUAUCACCAGAUAAUAUGCUAGAAUGCUCGCAGAAGUACUCUUCAUACAGCUGGUUCACUCACAGACUCUCCAUUAGCCGUGAAGAAGAUGUUUCUAAAUCAAAAUCCAAAUCCAAAACCAAGUGUGCUUCUUCUCCGAAGAAGAACCGUUCAGAUGUAUCCGAGCUAUCAGAUACCGACUCCAGACGUGAAGAACAGGUAAAAAAGUUAUCAGAUCUGACGAAAGAUGAAGAUCCGAACGAGUUUGACGGAUUUGAGUUCAGACUUGACGGUUCGGUUAUGAUGCUACCGGCAGAUGAACUGUUUUCCGACGGUAAACUUGUUCCGUUACAGCUGUCAGUUGUUAAUCAACCUGCCACGUCAUCAACAGAAAUUGUUUCCGGUGAUACUGAUACGCCGUGCUCUCGCCGGAGAAGUACGGACGAUGCGUUUGCUGCUGAUCCGUACUUGUUUUCUCCUCGAGCACCGAGGUGUUCCAGCCGGUGGAAAGAGCUUCUAGGUUUCCGUAAGCUUCAUCAAAACAGCAAUAAUGUUGUUAACAAGGUUGAUUCCAAUAAAGCAACCGGUGUUAACAGAUCUUCAAUAAGGCAGUUGCUCAAUAGAAGUUCAAGAUCUUCAAGCGAUUCGUUUAUCAAUUUACCGUUACUUAAAGAAACAGACGCCGAAUCGGUAUCUGUUUCUUCGCGUCCGUCGCUUUCGUCUUCAUCUUCUGGUCACGAGCUAGACGAUCUUCCUCGUCUAUCUCUCGAUUUGGAUAGACCUAAUAAACUUAACCUAAACUUUAACACUCGUCCGAAAACACGACUAGUGAAAACCAAGUUACAAUCAACAAUUCAGCAACGACAAACAACUGCUCGUGUCAGCCGCAGCACGAGCCGUCGUUCAUCAGAAUCCACUCGUGGAGUGUCUGUUGACAGUCCGCGAAUGAAUUCAUCUGGAAAAAUAGUUUUCCAUAGCUUGGAACGGAGUUCCAGCAGUCCUAGCAGCUUCAAUGGCGGACCUAGAUUCAAACACAGAGGAAUGGAGAGAUCAUACUCAGCAAAUGUACGAGUCACACCGGUGCUAAACGUACCGGUGUGUUCAAAAUCCGGUAGUGUGUUUGGAUUUCCGAUAUUUUCUUCACAGCAGAAGCAACGAGAACUUUCGAGCAGCAACAAUGGCGGAUCUGUUCGUAAUCGGUAACCGAACAUUUGAUAUGACGUUACUGUUCAUCGUUUUCGAUCAAUCAAUCAAUGGUGUUAAUUAGUUAUUAGCGUAGGCUAGCAUUACUGCAUUAGGCAUCUAGGUGUAGAAUAGUGUAUCUAUUUUUGUUGAUUACUUUGCAGCUAAUUUCUAAUGGUAGAAUCAGAUUCUUCACAAACUUCUAAGUA